AUGAGCUGCAUUUCGGCGCCUACAACCGAAGCGAGCGCAGAUGCCGUGACGAAGAUCAAAAUGUGUACCAUCGUUGGAAGGAGUGCAUUACCGAUGCGGGAACACGGAGCGCUCACCUGGCGAUCCUUAAGCCCGAAUGGCUUGAGCCAGGUAGAGGCAAAGAAGGCGGAGAAGCCGGAAAAGGCGAAGAUGGUGGAGAAGCCAGAGAGCCUAAGGAAGCCGGAGAGGCCAAAGAUACCGAAAGAGCCCGAGAACCCUGAGAAGUCGGGAGAGCUCGAGGCAACGGAGGCGGAGAAGGCGGAGAACUCGGAGGAGGCCGAGUCCAAAGAGGGCGCAGAUGGCGAAGAAAGCAAAGAUCUGGGUUCGCCGAGUUGA
Prorocentrum cordatum is the source of this 375-nucleotide messenger RNA. The record is from the annotation of a GenBank genome assembly. Lineage: Eukaryota; Dinophyceae; Prorocentrales; Prorocentraceae.